CGUCCAUCCAAAGCUAACCAAACCCCCGGCUCCCCGCAAAAAGAUAAAAAAAAAAUCCCAUUCCCCAAAAAAAUCGCCAUAUAAAACCCCCACCCCAUCCUCCGCCUCCACGGCCUCCCCCAACUCCGAUUCGAAAUACUCCUCCCCCAGCUAGGGUUUUGCUGCCUCCGCCGCCGCCUCCCGCCAGCGUCGUCCCCCCAUGGCGCUGCCGAACCAGAACACCGUCGAUUACCCCAGCUUCAAGCUCGUCAUCGUCGGCGAUGGCGGGACUGGCAAAACCACUUUUGUGAAGAGGCAUCUCACUGGAGAGUUUGAGAAGAAAUAUGAGCGUAUGUGUGGAUUAUUCUUAGUUUCUCUUCUGCACCUAUACUGCUUGGCAUGCAUCAUGGCUAAGAAAUUCAACAUUUCCCCCCCCCCCCCCCCCCCCUUUGCAGCCACUAUUGGUGUUGAAGUUCACCCAUUGGAUUUCACCACUAACUGUGGAAAGAUCCGUUUCUACUGCUGGGACACUGCUGGGCAAGAGAAGUUUGGUGGCCUUAGGGAUGGAUACUAUAUCCAUGGUCAGUGUGCGAUAAUCAUGUUUGAUGUCACUUCAAGGCUGACAUACAAGAAUGUUCCUACGUGGCACAGGGACUUGUGCAGGGUGUGUGAGAACAUCCCCAUUGUCCUGUGCGGGAACAAGGUUGAUGUGAAGAACAGGCAGGUUAAGGCCAAGCAGGUGACAUUCCACAGGAAGAAGAACCUGCAGUACUAUGAAAUCUCUGCCAAGAGCAACUACAACUUUGAGAAGCCCUUCCUUUACCUUGCAAGGAAGCUUGCUGGUGAUCCCAACAUUCACUUCGUCGAAGCUGUGGCCCUUAAGCCCCCGGAAGUGACCUUCGACCUGGCCAUGCAGCAACAGCACGAGGCUGAGCUUGCGGCUGCAGCGGCACAGCCACUGCCUGAUGACGAUGACGAUCUGAUCGAGUAGAGAGAGGAUCAUGAGUCUUGUCUGUCUUAUCAAUCAAUACUUUGAGAGCCAGAGACUGUGCGAGUCGGUUUUAGGUUGAAGGCUUGAUUUGGAGUAGUCAAGCCGGAUGUUUUUCCUGUCUGCCUUGCCUUGUCUGGUGGGCUGCAAACUGUUUGUGUGACAUUGAUCUACAUCAUGUUGCUUGCCAUGGAUUUGUUGUUGGCCACCUUGAUGGUUCAUCAGUAUUAUUAUGCCUGUUGGCUCAA
This is a messenger RNA of Aegilops tauschii subsp. strangulata, 1215 nucleotides long. NCBI's taxonomy places the organism in Eukaryota, Viridiplantae, Streptophyta, Magnoliopsida, Poales, Poaceae. The record is from RefSeq and is a predicted model, not a curated record.